AUGAAGCCUUUAAUAUUGUUAACAUUGUUCAGUUGUCUAAUUUUAAUGCAAUGUGUUUCUCUUCGAGACUUAAGUCCAUCAGCAUCAAAGAUCCAAAACAUUCGUCAUCACCGUCUCGUACCAAAUUGUCCUUCAUAUUCAGAUAUUGGCUUGGUUAAUCAAACAUUCCCAUUUAAACUUAACUUUACAUCGUUUUCAUCAACCAAAACAUCCGCCAAAACGGAUGAAUACGGCAACAUUAAAUCAAUCAACAUUAUUAAUGAACAAUAUCUUCCACUAAGCAUAUCAUGUUUGACUCGUCUACAUUCAUUGCAUGUGGAAGGUACAACAUUUCCAACUUUCUAUUUUUACGUGCCGAUGUUUGUCAGACAACUCUCCUCAUCAUUAGUCCAUUUAGUUAUCAAAAACACAUCGUUCAAUGAGCUGCCCUACACAAUAGGAAAAUUUCGACGUCUCAAAUCUCUUGAAAUAACCAGUGCAGAUUUACAAAGUGUGUCAGAUUUAAUUGGCGAAUUGUCAUCGUUGGAGACCUUGCGGUUAUCCAACAAUAGUUUAUCGUCGAUUCCGUCAACUAUCAUUAAGAAUUCUCGUUUAACUACCUUCGACAUAAACGAUAACAAACGAAUUCAAUCAAUUCAAAGUCUUAAUGGACAUCCAUACUUGGUGACGUUAUCAGCAGAUAACUGUUCGAUAGAAGAGAUUCCAACGGAUUUACCGAAACUAGUGAAUCUAUACGUGCGAAACAACAAGAUUCACGAUGUUUCUAAAAUUGGUACACUGGGCAAUGGGACAGACGAACGAAAGAACUUUGACUUUAGCAAAAAUUCGAUUCGUUAUCUAACACCGUUUAUUCGAAACGUGAAGAAGUUGUGCUAUCUCAAUCUCGACUACAACAAACUGGAUGUUCUGCCGAUGGAUAUUUAUCAAGUAAAGACAUUGAAACAUCUAUGGAUUCGGAAUAACAAUUUUAAGAACGAAACGAUAAACGAAAUCAAGACGAAUAUGAUCAACACAACAAUAGACGCUUAA
Molecule: messenger RNA, 1029 nt
Organism: Adineta ricciae
Lineage: Eukaryota; Metazoa; Rotifera; Eurotatoria; Adinetida; Adinetidae
Source: the annotation of a GenBank genome assembly